Molecule: messenger RNA, 117 nt
Organism: Aspergillus niger
Lineage: Eukaryota; Fungi; Ascomycota; Eurotiomycetes; Eurotiales; Aspergillaceae
Exons: 2
Coding region: 1-117 (38 amino acids)
Source: RefSeq, a predicted model, not a curated record
AUGAAAAGUAAAAGAGAGAAGGAGGGAGGAGGGGGAAAUCGAUUCACCGUCUGGGCCGAAGAUGGUGAUCAGAGCGCUAGUGCCAAAAAGAGAAGAGACCACUCAAGUCAGUACUAA